AGAAUCACGUUUGUAUAUCCAAGGUGUGUGAGGAUGGCUCAUCGUUAUCAAAAUAAAAAAAAGACCAAAAAAUUAUCAGCAGCAGUAAGUACUUGGAGGGUGACGCCUAGUUUCAGAUCAAGCCUCAGUGCGAAAAGAUAUAUUUUUUUUAGUCAGUUUAAUUUCUUUGAUUAAAAAAAAUUUCAAGUGUAUGGUUAAACAAUAUUGGUCAAAAUGAAAUUUUUUUUUGCACUUGCCUUCGUUAUUUUUAGAAUAUCUUGGGCAGAAAAUACAUAUCGUCUAUGUGCACCAGAAACAAUUGACGAUUCGACAUGUAACAGUCUUUCUCGUGGUGGAUUUGUUAAAUGUGUCAGAGUAACAGACAGUGCUGAUUGUGCAAUGAAAUUGCACGAUGGAAAAGCUGAUUUUGGUGUUUUCGAUGCUGAAGAACUUAUACUUGCCUAUCAAUUUUAUCCAGAUGAUUUUACACCACUAGCGCAGCUUAAACAUAUCGAACGUGUUAAUGAAGAAUGGCAGUUCCAAAGUGUCGUUGUAGUUCCUUCAAAUUACAAUGUCAACGAAGGUGUGUCAGGUUUAGAAAAAGGUGGAUUAUGUCAUCCAGGAUUUAGUCAUACACAAAUCUGGAACGAUUACAUAUUAAAAUUCUUGGAACGUAAAACGUAUAAACAUAUUUGCCGAAAUGAGUCAUCAGUUGCUGAGAAUGAAGUUGAAAAUAUAAGAGAUUUUUUCGGAACGGCGUGCCGGCCUGGUGACUGGGUACUUGAAUCAACUGAAGAUAAAAGAUUAAAGGAAAAAUAUCCUGAACUUUGUCAACUAUGCGAUGACCGAGAAAAUUGUAAAUAUUCAAAUAACUUACAUCAUGGUCAUAUAGGUGCACUUGAGUGUUUAACAUCGGGGCGUGGAAACGCUGCGUAUGUUGCCGGUGAAUAUGUUCAUCAAUUCUUUAAGAUCAAUGAGAGUAAUCCUUCAUCAACUAGUUCAACUACCAAACCUAGCUAUCAAUUUCUCUGUCCACAAGGCACUGUUCAACCUUUGACCCAGUCAAAUCCUUGUGCCUGGAUUCAACAGCCUUGGGGAUUGAUUCUUACAAGAAAUGAACGAGUAAAUGAUUUGGCCACUAGUCUCAAAGAAUGGCUCUCGACAAAUCCAAGCAUGGAUUCAAGAAUACCACCUGAUGCCUGGCUCAUAGCUCUUAACAAAAUAAUACAAGAAGAUACAAAAGUAAUAUUUAUUAAUGAAUCAAUAAGUCUAAAAAGUUAUCUAGUACGUGGUAGAGAAGUAGAUUUAAAUGAACGAUCAUGUGGACAUGACAUACGUUGGUGUACACUAAAUGAAGGAGAAACAAAAAAAUGUAAUUUUAUUGCAAAAGAAGCAUUGUUACUUGGAAUUGAACCAAAAUUUACUUGUAUAGAAAAAAAUUCAACUGAAAGCUGUCUUCGUGAUAUUUACGAAAAUAAAACUGAUAUUAUUACAAUUGAUUCAAAUCAAGGACACUUGGCUAGAGUAAAAUUUAAUUUAACAUCAAUUUUAUACCCAGAAACAAUGGAGGAUAAAAACAGUAAAGUCAUUGCAAUUAUACGUGAUGAUAGUGAAUAUAAAAUUCAAAAUUUUAAACAAAUUAAAAAUAAAUAUCUGUGUUUUCCUGAUUACGGUGGAAUAUCAUGGAUUUCGUUUAUAAAUACAGCUCGUUUUCAUAAAAUUAUACCUGAUACCUGUGAUUAUGCCGAAGCAGUUGCAAAUUUAGUGAUAUCAGCAUGUACACCAGGAAUAAAAGAUAUCAAUUAUUCAGAUGUUGCCGGUGAAAACAUAAAUAUAUUGAACAAACUUUGUGAAAUUUGUCCAAAUGAAUUAGGCAAUAAUUCUACGUGUUCUGCUGGAAGAGAAAAUGAAUUUUUUGGUGAUAAAGGAGUUCUUAAAUGUCUCGAAGGACCUGGUGAUAUUGGCUUUAUUGAACCGAAAAACUUGAAAAAAUUAAUUGAUCGAAAAAUUGUUAAUCAAAAUGAAUACAGAGUACUUUGUAGAAAUGGAAGUCUAGCUGGUUACACUGGAUUUGAUAUUGAUGAUAAUUGUGCUCUUUCUAUCACCAUCGAUAGUGAGCUCGUUGGCCGCAGAGACGAUUCAAAAAUAAGGAUAUUAGAUACAACUCUUGCACUAUUGAAAUUAGAAGAUUGGCUUGGUUAUCGUCCUGACUCAAGACGUGCUAUUAGAAUUUACGACUCAUUUACUGAUCAUUCAGAUCUGCUAUUCAAGGAUUCAACAAUUGCACUUGAAGCACCAAACUCUACCAUAAAAAGUGUCUUAGCGUACAAAGAAUUAUUCAGCAAAAUCGAUACUUGCACGUCUGGUAGUUUGAAAAAUAUUUCUAAUUUUAUAGUAGUUUUUUUAUUAGCAUACAUAUUGCUUCAGUAAUUAUAAAAUUAUAUUAAAUCAAUACUGAAUAUAUCAGAUAAUAUUAAAUAUCAAUUAAAAAGUUUAUUAUAUAUUAUAUAAACAAUAACAAUUAUACAAAAAAGAACAAUGGAAAUAAUAAUAAUUUUUAAAUAGAACAAAAAAAAAACUUAAAUUUUUAUUAUUGGGUAAUAUUUAUAAUUCCCAAAUUAUUAUUUUUACUAAUUUAUGGAUUAAAUUUGUUUUUAUGAAAUUAAAUUUAAAAAACUAAAAAAUAAAUAAACAAAUAAUAAUAUUUAU
Aphidius gifuensis is the source of this 2688-nucleotide messenger RNA. RefSeq names its product transferrin-like. Gene Ontology annotation, biological process: iron ion transport. NCBI's taxonomy places the organism in Eukaryota, Metazoa, Arthropoda, Insecta, Hymenoptera, Braconidae. The coding region runs from base 214 to 2409 and encodes 731 amino acids. Gene Ontology annotation, cellular component: early endosome; plasma membrane; recycling endosome. The record is from RefSeq and is a predicted model, not a curated record. The transcript has 7 exons.